This is a messenger RNA of Canis lupus familiaris (dog), 4256 nucleotides long. RefSeq names its product endothelin converting enzyme 1 (gene ECE1). Gene Ontology annotation, molecular function: metalloendopeptidase activity. The transcript has 19 exons. NCBI's taxonomy places the organism in Eukaryota, Metazoa, Chordata, Mammalia, Carnivora, Canidae. Gene Ontology annotation, biological process: peptide hormone processing. The record is from RefSeq and is a predicted model, not a curated record. Gene Ontology annotation, cellular component: plasma membrane. The coding region runs from base 10 to 2388 and encodes 792 amino acids.
GAACCAAAUAUGGGAAUGAACAGACGUGCGCUGCAGGAAGCUGCAAAUUGUAUAAACGCAGGGGAUUCCAGAUCCCACUGGAAGUGGCGGGUCCUCUGGGAAACUUCUGGGUUAGACUUCUCCGAGAUGUCGACCUACAAGCGGGCCACGCUGGACGAGGAGGACCUGGUGGACUCGCUGUCGGAGGGCGAGGUGUACCCCAACGGCCUACAGGUGAACUUCCGCAGCCCCCGGAGUGGCCAGAGGUGCUGGGCUGCGCGGACCCCGGUGGAGAAGCGGCUGGUGGUGCUGGUGGCACUUCUGGCGGCAGGACUGGUGGCCUGCUUGGCGGCGCUGGGCGUUCAAUACCGGACAAGAACCCCCCCAGUGUGCCUAAGUGAAGCCUGCAUCUCAGUGACCAGCUCCAUCUUGAGUUCCAUGGACCCCACGGUGGACCCCUGCCAGGACUUCUUCACCUAUGCCUGUGGAGGCUGGAUCAAAGCCAACCCCGUACCUGAUGGCCACUCACGCUGGGGGACUUUCAGCAACCUCUGGGAGCACAACCAGGCCAUCAUCAAGCACCUCCUUGAAAACUCCACAGCCAGUGUGAGCGAGGCAGAAAGGAAGGCCCAGGUAUAUUACCACGCAUGUAUGAAUGAAACCAGGAUCGAGGAGCUCAAGGCCAAGCCCCUGAUGGAGCUAAUUGAGAAGCUAGGGGGCUGGAACAUCACAGGUCCCUGGGACAAAGACAACUUCCAGGACACUCUGCAGGUGGUCACCUCCCACUACCGCACCUCUCCCUUCUUCUCUGUCUACGUCAGUGCCGACUCCAAAAAUUCCAACAGCAACGUGAUCCAGGUGGACCAGUCUGGUCUGGGCUUACCUUCAAGGGACUAUUACCUGAACAAAACUGAAAAUGAGAAGGUGCUGACAGGAUACCUGAACUACAUGGUCCAACUGGGCAAGCUGCUGGGUGGAGGGGAUGAGGACGCCAUCCGGCCCCAGAUGCAGCAGAUCCUGGACUUUGAGACGGCACUGGCCAACAUCACCAUCCCCCAGGAGAAGCGCCGGGACGAGGAGCUCAUCUACCACAAAGUGACAGCUGCUGAGCUGCAGGCCUUGGCACCUGCCAUCGACUGGCUGCCCUUUCUCAAUACCAUCUUCUACCCUGUGGAGAUCAAUGAGUCUGAGCCUAUCGUUGUCUACGACAAGGAGUACCUAGGGCAGGUCUCCACCCUCAUCAACAACACUGACAAAUGCCUGCUAAACAACUACAUGAUCUGGAACCUGGUGCGGAAGACAAGUUCCUUCCUUGAUCAGCGCUUUCAGGAUGCCGAUGAGAAGUUCAUGGAAGUCAUGUAUGGGACCAAGAAGACCUGUCUUCCUCGGUGGAAGUUCUGCGUGAGCGACACAGAGAACAACUUGGGCUUCGCCCUGGGCCCCAUGUUUGUCAAAGCGACAUUUGCCGAGGACAGCAAGAGCAUAGCCAGCGAGAUAAUCCUAGAGAUCAAGAAGGCAUUCGAGGAAAGCCUGAGCACCCUGAAGUGGAUGGAUGAAGAGACUCGGAGAUCAGCCAAGGAAAAGGCAGACGCUAUCUACAACAUGAUAGGCUACCCCAACUUUAUCAUGGAUCCCAAGGAGCUCGACAAAGUGUUCAAUGAUUACACUGCAGUGCCCGACCUCUACUUCGAAAACGCCAUGCGGUUUUUUAACUUCUCCUGGAGGGUCACUGCCGACCAGCUCAGGAAAGCUCCCAACAGAGACCAGUGGAGCAUGACCCCCCCCAUGGUGAAUGCCUACUACUCGCCCACCAAGAAUGAGAUUGUGUUUCCUGCCGGGAUCCUGCAGGCGCCGUUCUAUACCCGCUCCUCACCCAAGGCCUUAAACUUUGGUGGCAUUGGUGUUGUCGUGGGCCAUGAGCUGACUCAUGCUUUUGAUGAUCAAGGACGAGAGUAUGACAAGGACGGGAACCUUCGGCCCUGGUGGAAGAACUCAUCCGUGGAGGCUUUCAAGCAGCAGACGGAGUGCAUGGUGGAGCAGUACGGCAACUACAGUGUGAACGGGGAGCCUGUGAACGGCCGGCACACGCUGGGGGAGAACAUCGCCGACAACGGGGGCCUCAAGGCGGCCUAUCGGGCCUACCAGAACUGGAUAAAGAAGAACGGGGCUGAGCAGACGUUGCCCACCCUGGGCCUCACCAAUAACCAGCUCUUCUUCCUGGGCUUUGCACAGGUCUGGUGCUCUGUCCGCACGCCUGAGAGCUCCCAUGAAGGCCUCAUCACCGAUCCUCACAGCCCCUCCCGCUUCCGGGUCAUUGGCUCCGUCUCUAACUCCAAGGAGUUCUCAGAACACUUCCACUGCCCCCCUGGCUCACCCAUGAACCCUCAUCACAAGUGUGAAGUCUGGUGAGGGUGGAAACACCUCGAGCCAAGACAGGAUGAGCCCCCCGGUGGGGCCCACAAAGCCGCCUUUCCAUCCAGCACCCGGGGUGUCGCCCCACACCCUGGCCACCCAGGGCCCCCCUACCCUGCACUGGAGGGUUUCCAGCCGGAACUGAGCCUAUGAUGUGGGUUCUCAACAUAAUCUGACGUUUGAUCCCCUGUGAAGACUCUGUCAUCCCAGGCACGUGUGCGUCAACUCUCACGGGCAUUUGGGGGUCAGACUGGUUGCCUACCAGGCCCGGGCCCCCUACUGACAAGGGCAGUGGGACACAGCCCCCCGCCCACAUCCAGCGCCAGAAACACCACAAAUACCACUGUGUCAAAUGCUUUAAAGAUAUAUUUUUGGGGAAACUAUUUUUUAAACAUUGUGGAAUACACUGGAAAUCUUCAGGGAAAUGAUGCAUUUAAAACACUUUUUUUUUUUUUUUUUAAGGAAAGGAUUGGUAUAUUUAUUAUAUUCUGUUUUUCUACAUAACCUGUGGAUAAGGGAAGCCCCACUGGUUCUCCUGUCCCUUCCUCCCUCGCUGUGAGGUGGCCCGAGGACGUCCCCCCGCUGAGCACGUCCCCCAGGGGAGAGCUGCCCCGGCGCUUGGCCCUUGCCCUGGCAGCCGCUGUCUGGGGAAGAGCGGGGCGGGGGCGGCCCACAGGGGGCAGCUCGCGGACCCUGCCCCUCGGAGCCGGCCGCCUCUGUCCCCAGAGGCCGGCAGCGGGAACCCCACCAAGGACGGGCUGGUCCCCAAAGUCGCAGCAGGAAAUCGAUGGCUGUCGCAGGAGGCGGCCGGGUGGUGGCCUUCAAGCCCGGCCCCGGGGCCCUAGAGCGCUCCAGCUGCACGGCAGGAGCCCCGAGAGACCUGGUGGCCUCGCUGGCCUCCUCCUGGCCUCUCCCGCCCGGGGUCUGCCUUGCUGACCCCCCUCCCCCGGGAAGGAGGAAGGCGAACGCCACUGUCCUGUCCCGCAGCGCCCGGCCCGGCUCGAGCUGGGUCCCCGCCUGGGGGGCUCCCGGCCCGCGGCCGCCCCCCCUUCAGUGCCUUAUCUGAGGCCGCCCUUGCCUCCUCAGUGAAGCCUUCAGGCGUCCGCCCGCAGUGCCAGGCCACCGUGCAGGACCCCGCCCCGCCCCUGGGGUGCACUGAGACAAUCCUCGUAGUUAGAUGGACUCCCCGGUGGAGGGUUGCAGCCCGGAAGGCGCCGAGGGAAGGCCCCCCACGGCCCUGUCUAGCCCGUGGCCGCAGGCGCCUGUGAGUGAGGCCCCCGCUCCCUCAGGCACUCGCCCCGCUGCUGGCAGCCUCCGGGAUGGGCCUGAGGCGGGCUGGGCUCCAGGCGACCCGCCUCACAAGCAGCAGGCCUGGUAGCUCUUCAGAGGAGUGGGACGGGAGCCAGAGAAGUCUCUAGAGUCGGGCUGCCACGCGCACCUUGGCGCCCCGAGGUAGGCUUCCCGGGGCCCCUCCGUGUACCCCCCGCCGCCCUCCUCCGGGCCUUCCCCGCGAGGGCCGCGGGCCUCAGAGUGUCCCCGGCACCGUGGACCGCAAGUCCCCUGGCUGGAAGCAAGUGUCCCUGGCUGUGGCUCGGCCAGAGGGGCUGCGGACUGCAGUGAUGUCUUCAGGCGUCCUGAGAAAGCGGGGGGCUGGGGGCAGGGCUCGGGCCCAGGGAUGGGCCUGCUCCUCCAGAGCUUGAAGGCUGAGAGGCCCCUCCCGUCGGCCGGGAGCCCCAGGGCCGGCUUCUCGGUGCGCCUGGACGUGGGGUGUGGAGCUGGGAAUCUAUUUUUUGUAUUAUUAUGUUUUGUGCUACUGUAGUUUGGGUGUGGCACUAUCGUAACUCAAAUAAAGUCCUUGUACCGAG